AUGCUCAAGAAAUCCAAUGAGAUAUAUCGCCAUAGACUCCAAUUGCUGAUUCCGUCAUGCCCCUCAUCGCCACUCUUCUCGCGGCUUCAUUCCGUACAGCAUCUUCUCCAUAGAUAUAGACUUUACGCCACGGCUCAUGGUUUCCCCGAACAAGACCUGUCCUGGCCGUCUUCUUCCUCGUUCACCCCCUAUGAUGUGUUCAAGCAAGACAAGAAGGCUCCGUACUCGAAGUCUCGGUUCUACGAACUAGUCAAGAUCUACCACCCCGAUCGCCCGUGUCAUGACCACCCAUUAUGCAAAGAUAUCGCACCAGAGGUGAGACUACAGCGGUACCGCUUAGUCGUUACGGCCCAUGAGAUUCUUUCCGACCCGGCCAGGCGAGCCGCGUACGAUCUCUCUGGCGAAGGAUGGAGCCUUCACCCGCGUCGCAGCGAGGGCCCGACGCCCUCCUGGGCCCGAUCGGGAUCCAGUGACUACGGUCCCAUUCAUACAAAUGCCACUUGGGAGGAUUGGGAACGAUGGCGUAAUCGCCAUCAGGGAAAGCAGCAGCACAUGGUGGACAAUCGCACCUUCACCAUCUUCAUCAUCCUGCUCACGCUCUUCGGAGGUGCAAUGCAGGCUUCCUGGAUCACUCGGGUUAGCACGGGUUACGAGUCCCGGCUUCAAGAGCUCAAUAACGAGUCUGCGCGGUUCUUAACAGGGCGACGGGAGAAUACCGUCAACCAAAUGGCCUCGAAUGAGGCUAAAGUCCAGCACUUUCUCAUCCGCAGAGACCCGUCUGGUUAUGGGUUGAAGGAGGAAGAACAGACGGUCUAUAAGACUUUGUUGAGCCCUCGAACCUCCGAUUCUGAGGCUGAGGUCGACGCCGUAACGGCCCAAGGUCAGGGACAGUUAAAUCGAAAGCUGCAGGACGACCAGUCCAAGACUGCACAUGAACCUGCGCCGGAUAGGGGAGCGGCAAACGGACAGUAA
Messenger RNA from Aspergillus melleus, 972 nucleotides. Its product is annotated as J domain-containing protein. The coding region runs from base 1 to 972 and encodes 323 amino acids. The record is from RefSeq and is a predicted model, not a curated record. Lineage: Eukaryota; Fungi; Ascomycota; Eurotiomycetes; Eurotiales; Aspergillaceae. The transcript has a single exon.